This is a messenger RNA of Bicyclus anynana (squinting bush brown), 5801 nucleotides long. RefSeq names its product arginine/serine-rich coiled-coil protein 2. The transcript has 9 exons. The record is from RefSeq and is a predicted model, not a curated record. Bases 929 to 2188 code for a protein of 419 amino acids. Lineage: Eukaryota; Metazoa; Arthropoda; Insecta; Lepidoptera; Nymphalidae.
UGGAUUCUCUAGUUGGUUAUGGAAGCGACGACGAGGGAGAAACUGGUCGCUACGGAAGUCAUCUGCUAUGGGGAGGCGGGGCGGCCGCGGGCGGCGAGCGGCGCCGCGAGGACGACACCAACUACGACGACGUCAACAUGGACAUGAGCGAGGUGAGUAGCGCGGCCGCCGGCCCGUAGUGAGCUCGACCUUGACAUGUAGCGGCACUGCCCUCCUCACAGCAAAGGGCUGUCACUUUCGUGUUGUCAGAUAAACUAUUUUGACAUGUGAGUUGAGCUGGAAUGUAAUACAAUGCGUAGCUCUUUGUAUCUGCUGUUUAUGUUCUAGUAAAAAAGAAACCAUAAUAUUGGAAUGAAAUGAAAAGUCGCAAUCACCUUUUCCUUUGCCAUCUGUAUGAACCAGUAUAAUAUUUAUUGAACAAUACAUACAUUGAACAUUGAACUUGAUAGCCUGUUCUCUCUGUUCAUGAGCAAUGUAUGUUGUCUAGUACCAACCUCACAACUCUAGUGCAGCUCUACUGCUGCAAACAGUUCUGUCGGCAGACUCCCAACAUUGUCAAGUAGCCAUUCACAAACAUGUGUUACUUUGAGGUCUGCUUAUGAAACUGAGUUAGGACUGCUGAUAAGAAAAUUAUUUUCUUUUAUGACUUACAUAAAAAAUCAAAAUAGCUUACCUGACAAUAUUAACGAGUAAAAUUGUAAAAGUAAAUCUUUGUGACAUGGGUAUGUAACUUGACAUUACUUUAACUAUUGUUCGGCUCACUAGGAUCUCUUCUAGUUCCAUACUUGUUUGAUUGUAGUAUCCUAUUUUCAUUAUAAGUAUUUAACUCCGGGACUUUGUAUUAUCUAUUAUUUAAAUAUUAAAAAAGAUCUAUCAGAGUAAAUUCAUUUAAAAUAAUUAAAAUUAAAACAGCAAUCUGUUUUCAACAAUGAUAUUAACACUUUUAUUAUUUUAUAUGUUACCCAUUUGUAAAUUGACACAAUACAAAAGUCAAAUUCUGCGGUGGGCUCGCGCCGUGCGUCCGCGAGGCGUCCGUUACUGCAAGCAUGAGUCCGGCGAGUCGGAGCCCGAGCUGCCGCCCGCCGCGCCCGCGCCGCCGCCCGCGCGCGCCCGCGCCGCCCAUAGUCGCGAACGCGAUCGCUCCCGCUCAGCGGAAAGUCGCGAUCGGCGACGGGACAAGGAUCGCGACCGCUCUCGCUCGCGCUCGUCACGCGAUCGGCGCUCGCCACGCCGCGACGAACGCCGCGACGAUCGCAGUCGUGACGAACGUAGCGGUGAAGAACGUAGUCGCGAUGAACGUAACCGCGAGGAACGAAAUCGCGACGAGCGCAAUCGCGACGAUCGCAGUCGCGACGAUCGCAGUCGCGACGAGCGCAAUCGCGACGAUCGCAGUCGCGACGAGCGCAAUCGCGACGAGCGUAGCCGUGAUGAACGCAGCCGCGAUGAACGAAGUCGCGCGCCGCGCCGCGGACUGCUGGGUGACCGCCCCGACGACAGGGGCGCGCUGGGAGCGGCCGCGCGCGCGCACGACGCGCGGGACGCCGUGUCGCCGCGGUUCGUGGAGCAGCGCCGCGACAGGGACAGGGACGCGCGCGCCGCCAAACGCGACGACGACAGGCGGUCGGCGCACGAGCGCGCGCGCGGCGCCGCCGGCCCGCCCCCCGCGCCGCACCACGCGCACCACGCGCCCGCCGAGCCCGCGCCGGGCGCCGACUACCGGCCCUCGUCCUACAAGGUGAACAAGAAGCUGGAGGUCAUGGAGAAGAUGGGGCUGCAGAUCAAGACGCCCGACGGGUCCAUGGCCACGGCGCGGCAGCUGCGCGCGGCCACGGCGCCGGCGGGCGCGCAGGCGGCCUACGCGCUGCAGUCGCACCGCGCGCUGGACCAGGUGCAGAAGCGCAAGCUGCUGUGGGCGGGCCGCGGCGCGGACGCGGAGGCGGAGGCGGCGCGCUGGAGCGGCGCGCGCUUCGCGCAGGACUCGGCCGGCAAGCAGGUGUCCAAGUUCAUGCGCCUCAUGGGCAUCAAGGACCCCGCGGCGGUGAGGGCGGAGGCGCCGGACGCGGCGCAGGACCCCAACAGGAAGCAGGAGGAGCUGUUCCAGGCCAUGCAGGCGCAGUACGACGUGGCGCGCGCCACCACGCACACCAUGCGCGGCGUGGGGCUCGGCUUCCAGCGCGGCAACUUCUAGCUCCGCGCCUCGCCGUAGCGUGCGCCGAAUAUGCGACUGUCUUGGACACUACAGAAGUGAUCACUUCGACUAAUUGCUUUAAUUAAUUCAAUCUUAUUAAUUAUUGAAUUUAAUUAAGAAUCCUCUAUUGUAGGAGAGGUGUCAUGGACAUUACGACAGCAACGACAUAUAAACUUUUAAUAAUAGUGGCACCAUCAGUCUGAAGUUUGCUUUAUCAAGUGCAAGUCAAAGUGCCAACUUCGGCUGUAACGCAAUACGUUACGCAGCGGUCAGCCCUCCCAUAAGAAGUUUAACUUCACUUCAAUAAUUACAUAUAGAAUGUAAUGCAAAACUGCAUUUGUAGUUCAAAAUUCAUUUAUUUCAAGUAGGCUUAGUUUGCAAGCACUUUUAAGACAUCAAGUUUGAGUAUUUGUAAAGACUAGCACCGGUUCUGCUGAGAAGAGCCGACAAGAAACUCGACAGUUUACUCUUUUUAAAAGAAAUCGUACAAUAUUACAGUAAUUGACAACUGUUAACAUCAUUAUUUUUUUUUUACUUUUCCUUCCUUUUUACUUUUACACGUGAUGGUGUGAAGGUAGAAGCUGAUCCAAUGGCAUCCAAGCAUCUUUAUCAUUAAGGAACUUAUCAUUUGUGUAGUAACCCCGACUAAGUAAAUGUUUUAACACAUUGCUUUAACUUAUGCAUUGGCAGGUCCAGAACUGUAAUUGGGGAUCUUGUUAUAGAGGACACCCAGGGCCGGCCCGUCCAUACGGCGAACGGAGCAGUCGCUCCAGGCGCCAAAUCCUAGAGAGCUCCUAAAUGAUAAUCCUAGUCAACUGUAAACGGUACUGCGCCUGAUUUUCAAUUUGUCACUCCAGAGUAUGGUUAAGAGCUUCGCGUUCCACUCAUAACUUGGUAUAGGUAUCUGCAUAUUAUUAGGAGCAAACAGGAGAGGCGCCAUAAUUGGAUAUCGCUCCAUUUUAAAAUUUACUUCGGGCCGGCGCUGAGUACACCCAACCCUAUGAAAGACUUUUUUACUCUUUAAAGAUGAUAAGCGGAUAUAGGUAACUUAUUGCCCAUGUCUAGCAAGUUUAACAGGUGAUAUGUCUAUUGUAUAUGCUACUAGUACACUAUUAUAUAGUAUUCUUGCAACACUAUGUCAAUAUAAACCUUGUAACUCUGCAGAACUCGAGCCUGAGUCUAGCUUGUGGAAGACUAAUGUAACAUUAAAUAUACAUAGUUAAAGAUUGUAGGUAAAUAGUAGAGACUGCAUCCAUGGUACCAUUCAUAUAUGAUGUUUCCUAAAGGGGUAAUGAUUGUAUGUCCUCUACAGGAACACUGCUGCUUAUUCAAUAGCUGCUUAUUCAAUACUCAUUGAAUAAGCAGCAGCAGCAGACAAUGUAUGCUUCGUGUGAUACGCGAGAGUGGUGACUGGUGAACGUUGCCGUGCUUCAGUCAGCACAGUGUCGAGAGCAAGCCUGUUGUGUCAGAGACAUCAGACAAUGUUUGCUUCGAGUGAUACGCGAGAGUGGUGAACGUUGCCGUGCUUCAGUCAGCACAGUGUCGAGAGCAAGCCUGUUGUGUCAGAGACAUCAGACAAUGUUUGCUUCGAGUGAUACGCGAGAGUGGUGAACGUUGCCGUGCUUCAGUCAGCACAGUGUCGAGAGCAAGCCUGUUGUGUCAGAGACAUCAGACAAUGUAUGCUUCGUGUGAUACGCGAGAGUGGUGAACGUUGCCGUGCUUCAGUCAGCACAGUGUCGAGAGCAAGCCUGUUGUGUCAGAGACAUCAGACAAUGUAUGCUUCGUGUGAUACGCGAGAGUGGUGACUGGUGAACGUUGCCGUGCUUCAGUCAGCACAGUGUCGAGAGCAAGCCUGUUGUGUCAGAGACAUCAGACAAUGUAUGCUUCGUGUGAUACGCGAGAGUGGUGAACGUUGCCGUGCUUCAGUCAGCACAGUGUGGAGAGCAAGCCUGUUGUGUCAGAGACAUCAGACAAUGUAUGCUUUGAGUGAUACGCGAGAGUGGUGAACGUUGCCGUGCUUCAGUCAGCACAGUGUCGAGAGCAAGCCUGUUGUGUCAGAGACAUCAGACAAUGUAUGCUUCGUGUGAUACGCGAGAGUGGUGACUGGUGAACGUUGCCGUGCUUCAGUCAGCACAGUGUCGAGAGCAAGCCUGUUGUGUCAGAGACAUCAGACAAUGUAUGCUUCGUGUGAUACGCGAGAGUGGUGAACGUUGCCGUGCUUCAGUCAGCACAGUGUGGAGAGCAAGCCUGUUGUGUCAGAGACAUCAGACAAUGUAUGCUUUGAGUGAUACGCGAGAGUGGUGAACGUUGCCGUGCUUCAGUCAGCACAGUGUCGAGAGCAAGCCUGUUGUGUCAGAGACAUCAGACAAUGUAUGCUUCGUGUGAUACGCGAGAGUGGUGAACGUUGCCGUGCUUCAGUCAGCACAGUGUCGAGAGCAAGCCUGUUGUGUCAGAGACAUCAGACAAUGUUUGCUUCGAGUGAUACGCGAGAGUGGUGAACGUUGCCGUGCUUCAGUCAGCACAGUGUCGAGAGCAAGCCUGUUGUGUCAGAGACAUCAGACAAUGUAUGCUUCGUGUGAUACGCGAGAGUGGUGAACGUUGCCGUGCUUCAGUCAGCACAGUGUCGAGAGCAAGCCUGUUGUGUCAGAGACAUCAGACAAUGUAUGCUUCGUGUGAUACGCGAGAGUGGUGACUGGUGAACGUUGCCGUGCUUUAGUCAGCACAGUGUCGAGAGCAAGCCUGUUGUGUCAGAGACAUCAGACAAUGUAUGCUUCGUGUGAUACGCGAGAGUGGUGAACGUUGCCGUGCUUCAGUCAGCACAGUGUGGAGAGCAAGCCUGUUGUGUCAGAGACAUCAGACAAUGUAUGCUUUGAGUGAUACGCGAGAGUGGUGAACGUUGCCGUGCUUCAGUCAGCACAGUGUCGAGAGCAAGCCUGUUGUGUCAGAGACAUCAGACAAUGUAUGCUUCGUGUGAUACGCGAGAGUGGUGACUGGUGAACGUUGCCGUGCUUCAGUCAGCACAGUGUCGAGAGCAAGCCUGUUGUGUCAGAGACAUCAGACAAUGUAUGCUUCGUGUGAUACGCGAGAGUGGUGAACGUUGCCGUGCUUCAGUCAGCACAGUGUGGAGAGCAAGCCUGUUGUGUCAGAGACAUCAGACAAUGUAUGCUUUGAGUGAUACGCGAGAGUGGUGAACGUUGCCGUGCUUCAGUCAGCACAGUGUCGAGAGCAAGCCUGUUGUGUCAGAGACAUCAGACAAUGUAUGCUUCGUGUGAUACGCGAGAGUGGUGAACGUUGCCGUGCUUCAGUCAGCACAGUGUCGAGAGCAAGCCUGUUGUGUCAGAGACAUCAGACAAUGUUUGCUUCGUGUGAUACGCGAGAGUGGUGAACGUUGCCGUGCUUCAGUCAGCACAGUGUCGAGAGCAAGCCUGUUGUGUCAGAGACAUCAGACAAUGUAUGCUUCGUGUGAUACGCGAGAGUGGUGAACGUUGCCGUGCUUCAGUCAGCACAUUGUUAUUUCCUAUAGUUAGUAAGAGUGACUCGUGUAUCUUAAUUAGCAACAAUCACUACUUUUGCACUGUAUAAAUAAUAUAAAAAUUAAAUAUUAUUAAAACAU